Molecule: messenger RNA, 2659 nt
Organism: Lucilia cuprina (Australian sheep blowfly)
Lineage: Eukaryota; Metazoa; Arthropoda; Insecta; Diptera; Calliphoridae
Gene: Pkc98E
Product: protein kinase C
Exons: 12
Coding region: 20-2233 (737 amino acids)
Biological process (GO): protein phosphorylation
Molecular function (GO): diacylglycerol-dependent serine/threonine kinase activity; ATP binding; zinc ion binding
Source: RefSeq, a predicted model, not a curated record
CUUCCACACACACACAACAAUGUUUACGGGUAAAUUACAAAUAAAAGUCUGCGAGGCGAGCGGUUUACGCCCAACAGAUUUUCAAAAACGUCAUAAUCUUACAUUUGGAAAAUUGGCCGAUGAACAAUUAAUUGAUCCUUAUGUCUCGAUCGAUGUUGAUGAUAAUCAUUUUGAUCGCUCAACAACACGUCCAAAAACUUUUGAUCCUGUAUGGAAUGAACAAUUUGUACACGAUGUAAUAAAUGCAAAAAACAUCAAUUUAACGGUAUUUCAUGAUGCAGCCCUCCCACCGGAUGAUUUUGUGGCCAAUUGUAUAAUACCAUUGGAAGAUAUUAUGCAACAUGAAACUAAUGUACCAGAUUUAUGGGUGAAUUUAGAACCUCAAGGAAAAAUUCACGUAGUAAUUGAAUUGAAAAAUAAAAAUGAUACUACUAAAGAUACCACAGAAGUGGAUCAUCCUGUUAGUGGUGGCGCUGGCGCCAAUAAAGAAUUUAAAGAAAGAGCAGGUUUUAAUCGCCGACGCGGUGCUAUGCGUCGUCGUGUACAUCAGGUUAAUGGUCACAAAUUUAUGGCAACUUUUUUGCGCCAACCAACAUUUUGUUCACAUUGUCGCGAAUUCAUUUGGGGAAUUGGUAAACAAGGAUAUCAGUGCCAAGUUUGCACCUGUGUUGUACAUAAGAGAUGCCAUCGUUCAGUGGUUACCAAAUGUCCCGGCAUGCGAGAAGAGCAAAACAAUUUGGAACCGGUACCAGCUGGACAGCGUUUUAAUGUUAAUGUACCACAUCGUUUUGUCGUUCACAACUAUAAACGCUUCACAUUUUGUGAUCAUUGUGGUUCCCUGUUAUACGGCCUAAUUAAGCAGGGUCUUCAAUGUCAAGUGUGUAAUAUGAAUGUACACAAACGUUGCCAAAAGAAUGUAGCAAAUACCUGUGGCAUAAAUACUAAACAAAUGGCUGAAAUACUUAGCUCACUGGGCAUAUCGCCCGAUAAGCAGGCACCUAGACGAUCGAAGUAUUUAAGUCAACCCGGUGGUGAGGAUAAUUUCGGAGCUAGUAUUCAUGGCGAUAACAGUGAUUGUAUCUCAACUACCACACGUAGUUCAACAAUGUCGCAUCAGACUACAUCGUCGGGUAGCUCUGGUGCGACUAAUAUAAGUGGUGGUAGCGGAGAUUUGGGAAUGUCAAGUUCUAAUCGUUGUUAUGACUCGCGUCCCGGUAAAACUUGUUUGCAAGAUUUCAAUUUCAUUAAGGUACUGGGUAAGGGCUCAUUCGGCAAGGUUAUGUUGGCGGAAAAGAAGGGCACCGAUGAAAUAUACGCCAUCAAAGUGUUGAAAAAAGAUGCAAUCAUACAAGAUGAUGAUGUCGAUUGUACAAUGACCGAAAAACGCAUUUUAGCUUUGGCUGCUAAUCAUCCAUUUUUAACGGCUUUACAUUCCUGUUUUCAAACUCCGGAUCGUUUAUUUUUUGUUAUGGAGUAUGUUAACGGUGGUGAUUUAAUGUUUCAAAUUCAAAAAGCUCGCCGUUUUGAGGCUGCUCGUGCUGCCUUUUAUGCUGCCGAAGUUACAUUGGCCUUACAAUUUCUACACGCUCAUGGUGUUAUUUAUCGCGAUUUGAAAUUAGAUAAUAUUUUAUUGGAUCAAGAGGGUCACUGUAAAUUGGCUGAUUUUGGCAUGUGCAAGGAGGGCAUUAUGAAUGGUGUUUUAACUACCACCUUCUGUGGUACACCUGAUUAUAUAGCCCCAGAAAUUCUUAAGGAACAAGAGUAUGGCGCCUCGGUUGAUUGGUGGGCUCUUGGUGUUCUCAUGUAUGAAAUGAUGGCUGGUCAGCCACCUUUCGAAGCCGAUAACGAAGAUGAAUUAUUUGAUUCGAUAAUGCACGAUGAUGUUUUAUAUCCAGUUUGGUUAUCAAGAGAAGCUGUGUCCAUUUUGAAAGGUUUUCUUACUAAAAAUCCUGAACAACGUUUAGGCUGUUCGGGCGAAGAAAACGAAAUACGUCGUCAUCCAUUCUUUAGUAAAUUAGAUUGGGAUGAAUUAGAAAAACGUAAUAUAAAACCACCAUUCCGACCGAAAAUGAAAAAUCCACGAGAUGCCAAUAAUUUUGAUACAGAAUUUACUAAGGAAGAACCAGUUUUAACGCCCAUUGGCAAUGAUGUUGUACGCUGUAUUAAUCAAGAUGAAUUUGCUGGUUUUUCAUUUGUCAAUCCUAAAUUUGGACCAGAACGUAAAGUAUAUUAGAAGCACACAAACUAAAUGCUAACUAAAAUCCUCAAACAAAACAAAGAAAAAAAAAACAAAACAAAUACAAAAACCUAAUUUGUCGUUCGUAAACGAUGACGACGAAAGUAAAGAUCUUUUUUCCUUCAAACUAUACUUUCAAAAUGAAAUUAUAUUUCAAAGAUUUGGCAAGAAAAAAAAACAAAACACAGUAUAAUUAAUUUAUACUAAAAGUUUUAAAAGUUGUUUUAGAUAUUUACUUUUUUUUAAACAAAACCUAAAAAGAAAUAAACUGUGGUAACUUGUGUCACAGUCGAAUUUAUUAACACUUUUUUUGUUAUUUUAAUUCUUGUUUUUAAGUUUAAAGAAAAUAAAAUUGAACACAGCAUCUACACACACACACAAACAAGAAUGAAAAAUGUAACAAACUUUUUACCAAAAAUUAUU